Messenger RNA from Echinops telfairi (small Madagascar hedgehog), 718 nucleotides. It is a transcript of the gene AKAP14, whose product is annotated as A-kinase anchoring protein 14. Gene Ontology annotation, molecular function: protein kinase A regulatory subunit binding. The record is from RefSeq and is a predicted model, not a curated record. The transcript is spliced from 6 exons. Gene Ontology annotation, cellular component: cAMP-dependent protein kinase complex. Bases 94 to 657 code for a protein of 187 amino acids. Lineage: Eukaryota; Metazoa; Chordata; Mammalia; Afrosoricida; Tenrecidae.
CCUUCUGACGAGACGCUUGCCGAGGUGAUUACAUCUGGGGCUGCUACAGCUACAAAUCACCAUUUGACCAUCAGGCAAAAAAACAACCAAAAAAUGGAGAAACGUAAACAUCUCAGACCUAAGAAGAGAGUGAAACUGUUGUGUAAACCGGAGACGAUAUUAAACAUAGAAGACUACAGGAAGAUUAUUAACCUGGCUCGGUCUAUAGCUCAAACAGUCAUCUUGAAAGCUAUUCAGUAUGUGAAAGCUACUCGUUUCACUGUCAAAAACAUCCAGUGGAUCCAACAUGGUGAAUUCACUGUGGAGGGAGGACAACUGUCCAUUGAGAAGUACAUUUCAACAUGGGAGUUCAAAGAACAAUGGGUGCACUACACAGAAUUUGUGGAGAGAAGAGACUACGCUAACAGCCACUACUACAAGUACUGUGUACGCUGGAGUAUUGCAACUGCUCGGCUACCCAUACCACGACUCACUGCUGCUAUGUACUUCACUCUCAGGUUCACCAAAGGCAAACCUGCGCAUGCACCCGUUGAGGUCUCCUAUCAUUUUGAGGAUCAAACAUUAAUUCACAGACCAGGAACCAUUCGCUUUCGAGAAGUUUGGCUGAAGAACAUCAUAGAGACCAAACAUGACUUACUGGGAUCAAUCCCCAAGUAAUUCAAUUGUGUCCUGUCUUCAGUGGGUUGUUUCACUUGUGGAUUACUCGUCAGAAGGAAAU